Danio rerio (zebrafish) is the source of this 2981-nucleotide messenger RNA. NCBI's taxonomy places the organism in Eukaryota, Metazoa, Chordata, Actinopteri, Cypriniformes, Danionidae. The record is from RefSeq and is a predicted model, not a curated record.
UGCAAAAUUCCACCUUUCAUUUUUACAAUCAUACCAAAGUAGCUGUAACUGUACAGCAAGAGAUUCGUGUAUAACUUCAAUUUGUUUUGAAGUGCUUCAAAACACUUGAUUUAUGUGAUUCAUGGAUGCUCUAAAAGGUAGCUGAAGUCAUGAGUGGAAGGAGAAGGAGCAAACCCAAUCGGGGUGGUGGUCGGUUUAAUAAACCCAGGGGAGGUAGAGGAGGAGGUGGUGGAGGUGGAGGUGGAGGUGGAGGCAAGAAAUUUGCCAGUGGAGGCUGGGAUGAUGGAGAUGAUUUCAGCCUGGAUUUUGGUCCCAGUCGCUCAUUCAAGCCUCCCUCCUCUAGAGGUUCAAGAGGUGGAGGUGUCCGCGGGGCUCAGGGUGGAAGAGGCAGAGGAAGAUCUCUGGGACUACCUAGAAAACACGAUGAUGACGAGGAGAAGAGAUCCAGGUUUAGAUCAGAACAAGUGCCUCUUCCCUUGCAGAAGAUUCACAUGACGUCAGAGAACAAACUACAGGUCAAAGAACUUCUUCGGGAACUUCAGAAUCAGGAGUAUCAAACCCCUAACAGUGGCUCUGAUUAUGAAGGUGGAGAGGAGGAAGAGGAUGAGGAGUAUGAUGAGCUGGACCAUCGAGAGGAAGGUCAGUACUGGAUAACCCAUGAUGAUGGAGUAGAAUAUGCGGAGACUGAUGACUGGAUGGAAGACCCUGUUGAGGAAAAGCACAAAAAACCCGAACCGGUGAUCUCCCUGUUUGCUCUUGGAACUCUGUGCAGGUAUGGGUUUGACCGUGAGCGCAGCAGACAAACUUUGGAAGCCGGAGAAGGAAGUGGAUGCGGUGAGGUUGGAGCAACAUUAGAGCUCCUCCUAUCCCAAAUGUUUACAGAACGAUUUGGCUCUAGCGCCCUCAGCCCGCAAACAUCUGAUCCCCCUUCACAGGGGGAAUGUGUAGCUUUGCGACAGGAAGAGGCCUUUGCUUUGACGGCAAUCUACGGCGAAAGGUUCUGCGAGCGCAUCAGUAAUCGGGUUUGGACUAUUCAGCUUGAUUUGCUGUGGUUGGAUGAAAGACGGAUCAAACUUUCUGACUCUAAGCAUUCUAAAAAGCAGUCAGAGUCCAAUCAGAUUUGCAAGUUUUACUUAAGGGGGGCAGGUUGUAAGUUUGGGAAUCGCUGCAAGUUCAAGCACCAAGUUCACGAAUCAAGCACUUCAAGAGAUCUUUGUAAGGCAAGUCAACCGGGGUUUAGCAACGCAGAUGCUCCAAUUUACCAGCUGGAGAUUCGUUUCCAACCAGGCAGUUUAUAUCCUUUUCAACCUCCACUUGUGGCCUUCAGUAGUACAGAUGAAUCCCUCUCAGGGGCUGGACGUCUCAGUGUCACAGAGUAUCUGUUCGGUCAGUCACUCAGUGCUGCAGAGGAAGGUGAGCCAGUGGUCUACACCCUUAUUUCCAGCCUGGAAGAGGAUGGUCCUGUCAGGGAGCUGCUGUCAGCUGCUCAUCACAAGUAUAGUGCCCCACCUCCUGUGCUGGCUCCUCCCACUGUCACACCGGCAAAGAGUCGAAGCAAUAAAAACAAUGUAGACAACAGGACUUCAGCAACUAGAGAUCAGUCAACCUCAACUAGCAUCAGCGAGAUCACGAACCACAGAGUGAAACAAAAAGAAGUUGCACAAAUCCUAAGUGAGGAUAUUGAUGAUGUACAAGAUGAAGGGGAUGAUGAAGAUGAAGAGGAAUGUAUCCCAGUAGAAAACGAGAGCUAUGUUAACUUGAGGAAGAGGAUGGUGAAGAAGACUGAAAUCAGAACUGAGCAAAUGCAGGAAGAGAACAAGAAGCUGUGCAGAGAGUUCAAAAGGAAACGGUCAUCGAGGCGAUACAUAUCAAUGCAAGAGCAGAGGCAGAAACUCCCAGCAUGGCAGAAGAGAGAGGCCAUAUUGGAGUGUUUGGUUAAGAAUCAGGUUCUGGUUAUCAGUGGGAUGACCGGGUGUGGGAAAACCACUCAGAUUCCUCAGUUUAUCUUGGAUAAUUUCCUCCAGACUGGACGGCCGGAUAGAGUAGCCAACAUUAUUUGCACUCAGCCACGCAGAAUCUCUGCCAUUGCUGUUGCAACUCGAGUGGCUCAGGAGCGAGCAGAGGCCCUGGGGCACUCCACAGGCUACCAGAUCCGCCUGGAGACCGUCAGGUCCUCUAUCACCAGGCUGAUGUUCUGCACAACUGGUGUUCUUUUGAGGAGGUUAGAAGGUGAUCCUGAGCUCAGCGGUGUCACACAUGUGAUCGUGGAUGAGGUCCAUGAACGAACAGAAGAGAGUGACUUCCUGUUGCUGGUUUUGAAGGAUCUGAUUGUAAAAAGGACAGAUCUGAAAGUAAUUAUGAUGAGUGCAACCUUGAAUGCUGAACUGUUCUCACAGUAUUUCAACAACUGCCCCUGCAUCCAUAUACCAGGGCGUACUUUCCCAGUAGAGCAGUUCUUCCUUGAAGAUGCCAUUGCCAAGACCAGGUAUGUAAUUGAAGAUGGCAGUCCAUACCGGCGCUCCACAAAGCUAAAUCGUUCCUCCGGUCCGGGUGGUACAACUGGAAAGGGACGAGCUCUAGUUGAAGACUUUGAUGAUGAUUAUGGUGGCUGGUCCUUCACCUCCUUCAGAAAUAAGGAGUCCGUCAAAGACUCAGUUCCUGAUCAGCAGCUCAGUCAACAAGAUCUCACUGUCCGAUAUUCCAGUAAGAAUAUUUUGAGUCACCAGUUGUUUGCUUGUGCUUGUUUUGUGGGGAGUUUUCUAUGGAUUGGUCUGUUAUCACUGCUUACCUGUUUGGGCAAUUUGUUAAGCUUUUUCUGUAAAUAGUGUUUACAAAAAACUACUGCCUUCCUGUUUAUUCGUUCCUAUUAUACUUUAUACACUGUCAGCUUCCUUUAGUGUGUAAUGUUACUGUUCAUAAAAGAUCGGUAACACUUAACGGUAAUGCAUUCUUUAGCAUGAACUAACAAUGAUCAACUCAUC